This is a messenger RNA of Salvia splendens (bonfire salvia), 1404 nucleotides long. Its product is annotated as mitochondrial phosphate carrier protein 2, mitochondrial. Gene Ontology annotation, biological process: mitochondrial phosphate ion transmembrane transport. Gene Ontology annotation, molecular function: phosphate transmembrane transporter activity. Gene Ontology annotation, cellular component: mitochondrial inner membrane. The coding region runs from base 153 to 1193 and encodes 346 amino acids. The transcript has 6 exons. NCBI's taxonomy places the organism in Eukaryota, Viridiplantae, Streptophyta, Magnoliopsida, Lamiales, Lamiaceae. The record is from RefSeq and is a predicted model, not a curated record.
GCCCAAAAAAUUUCUAACCACUUUCUCUAUUUAUUCACUUUUGCGUCGAUUUUCAUUCUAUUUAAAGUUCCAAAAAUAGCUUUUUUUCAUUGAAAUUUCAUCAAAACAUUUCACCUCACUAGUUGAACGCAGAGAAUUUCUGACUUUGAAGAAUGGAUUUUGGGGAGAAACCAUCACGUAGAUCCUUGAUCCCGAGCUUCCUCUACACUCGGCCGUCGAAAUCGGUGUAUUUUGAGCAGAGGAAUCCGUCGUCGUCAGGGUUCAUGAUUCCGGCCCCAGCGGAGGCCAGAAUAGAGAUGUUCUCGCCGGCGUAUUACGCAGCUUGCACGACCGGCGGCAUGUUGUGUUGCGGCCUCACUCACGCCGCCGUCACUCCUAUUGAUGUUGUCAAGUGCAACAUGCAGAUUGAUCCUGCAAAGUACAAGAGCAUUGGCUCUGCUUUCGGAAUCGUGUCGAAGGAGCAGGGGCUGAAGGGCUUCUAUAGAGGUUGGGUGCCGACCUUGCUUGGCUACAGUGCUCAAGGGGCUUUCAAAUAUGGGCUCUACGAAUAUUUCAAGAAGUACUACUCGGACGUGGCUGGACCCGAGCACGCGGCCAAGUACAAGACCCUCAUCUACCUGGCAGGGUCCGCGUCAGCUGAGUUCAUCGCGGACAUUGCCCUCUGCCCCCUCGAGGCAGUCAAGGUCCGCGUCCAAACCCAGCCCGGCUUUGCCAGAGGCCUGGCUGAUGGACUUCCUAAGCUUGUCCGGGCUGAGGGAAUAUCAGGGCUUUAUAGAGGGAUUGUUCCACUAUGGGGGAGGCAGAUUCCAUAUACAAUGAUGAAGUUUGCUACUUUUGAGAAUACUGUGGAGGCCAUAUACAAGUAUGCCAUUCCUGUCCCAAAAGCGGAGUGCAGCAGCGCGUUGCAGCUUGGUGUGAGCUUCUCCGGUGGCUACAUAGCCGGGGUAUUCUGCGCUGCUAUCUCACACCCUGCGGAUAACUUGGUCUCCUUCCUCAACAAUGCCAAGGGUGCAACGGUAGCUGAUGCUGUGAGCAAGCUAGGGUUGUGGGGCUUGUGCACUCGGGGCCUCCCUCUUCGUAUCGUGAUGAUUGGGACUCUCACGGGAGCACAAUGGGUGAUCUAUGAUGCUUGCAAGGUCUAUUUUGGGCUGCCUACUACUGGCGGUGGAAGCCAUGAUCCUGCACCAAAAUGAACACAAAUAUGAAGUGAUGAGAUAAGUGGUGAUUUUUGAUGGUUGAGUGUGAUUGCAAUACGUAUAAUUUGAUCAGUCAUUUUGCUUGACUCAUGUACUCAAUUCUUUUUGGGGGUGUUUUUGGUGCAUAUCUGUAUUAGCUUUAGCUUUCUACUGAUACUCACGGAAUAAUAUCUGCCAUAUUUAAUACAGUAGUAUUCAUUUGCAUUUA